This is a messenger RNA of Triticum turgidum subsp. durum (durum wheat), 1323 nucleotides long. NCBI's taxonomy places the organism in Eukaryota, Viridiplantae, Streptophyta, Magnoliopsida, Poales, Poaceae. The record is from the annotation of a GenBank genome assembly.
AUGAAGAUCACCGUGUACUCGUCCAAGGCCGUCACGCCCGAGUAUGGCGCCUGCGGCGUUGCUCCGGGCUGCACCGCCGACGUCGUCCCGCUCACCGUGCUCGACAAGGCCAACUUCGACACGUACAUCUCGGUGAUCUACGCCUUCCACGCACCGGCGCCGCCCAACGACGUCCUCGAGGCCGGGCUGGCCAAGGCGCUGGUGGACUACCGCGAGUGGGCCGGGCGCCUCGGUGUGGACGCCAACGGCGACCGCGCGAUCAUGCUCAACGACGCCGGCGCGCGGUUCGUGGAGGCGACGGCCGACGUGGCGCUCGACAGCGUCAUGCCGCUUAAGCCCACGUCGGAGGUGCUGAACCUGCACCCGAGCGGCGACGACGGACCCGAGGAGUUGAUGCUGAUCCAGGUCACGCGCUUCCCGUGCGGGUCGCUCGUCGUGGGGUUCACCACGCAGCACAUCGUGUCCGACGGCCGCUCCACCGGCAACUUCUUCGUCGCCUGGAGCCAGGCCACCCGCGGCGCCGCCAUCGACCCCGUCCCAGUGCACGACCGCGCUUCCUUCUUCCAUCCCCGCGAACCGCUGCACGUCGAGUACGAGCACCGUGGCGUCGAGUUCAAGCCCUGCGAGAAGGUGCACGACGUUGUAUGUGGUGCUGACGGCGAAGACGACGACGAGGUGGUGGUGAACAAGGUGCACUUCAGCCGGGAGUUCAUCUCCAGGCUCAAGGCGCAGGCGUCGGCUGGCGCGCCCAGGCCGUGCAGCACCCUGCAGUGCGUGGUGGCGCACCUGUGGCGGAGCAUGACGAUGGCGCGCGGGCUCGACGGCGGGGAGAGCACCAGCGUCGCCAUCGCGGUGGACGGGAGAGCGCGGAUGAGCCCGCAGGUGCCGGACGGAUACACCGGCAACGUCAUCCUCUGGGCGCGGCCCACCACGACGGCAGGUGACCUCGUGGCCAGGCCGUUGAAGCACGCGGUGGAGCUCAUCAGCCGGGAGGUGGCCCGUAUCAACGACGGCUACUUCAAGUCCUUCAUCGACUUCGCCAACUCCGGCGCGGUGGAGAAGGAACGGCUGGUGGCGACGGCCGACGCGGCGGACAUGGUGCUGAGCCCCAACAUCGAGGUGGACAGCUGGCUGCGGAUCCCGUUCUACGACAUGGACUUCGGCGGCGGCCGGCCCUUCUUCUUCAUGCCCAGCUACCUGCCGGUGGAGGGCCUGCUCAUCCUGCUACCGUCCUUCUUGGGCGACGGCAGCGUGGACGCCUACGUGCCACUCUUUAGCCGCGACAUGAACACUUUCAAGAACUGCUGCUACACCCUCGACUAG